UAGUUUCAGCACAUCAGGUGACAGUCCCAAGGGGUUCUCUGUGAUUGAACCCGUCACAGUGAGUGUUCCAUCAAACCCGACACUGUUUCACAAACAGUUUCUGUUUUGAUCAAUUGGCAUUUUCCAACAACAACAAAAGUUGAAUUGGAAAAUUCCUGACCAGCUCUAUCAAGGAGCACUGAGUCCCAGUCCAGCACAUUAAUAAAAAAGCCCUGCAUUUCCUCACCAUUCAUUCCCAUGGAAGCCCCCUAUUCGGAGGCCUUACGUGGGCUGCCAAGCCUUGGGCUGUGGAUUUGACAUGCCCAAUGCCUAUUUAUCACUUCCAGCCCAUGUUAAAGGUUGAGUUGCACUGGGCGAAUUUCACCCAAAUGGCAUAGGAAGCAGGUCGUGCCCUGAACUAUUUUUAGCCCCAGUUCCCUCCUCUGCAGCAAACCCCUCCCCAAGGGAACGCAGCAGGUGGAGCAGACAGUUAUUUACCUGGAGAGACAGAUGUGGUUUUGUUUCUAAAUUCAGUCCCUAAUCACUGACAGCUGUUGGAUCAUGUGGACAGUUCAUCUUGUAUAAACCCACCCCAUUCUUGUGCCCAGCUCAGCCUGGCACCAUGGAGAUCGUCUUGUUCGCUCUUCUGCUGAGCGCCACAGCGGCCUCACAGCUGGAGGAUGAUGAUAAGAUAAUAGGUGGAUACGAGUGCUCGCCCCACUCCCAGCCCUGGCAGGUCUAUUUCACGUACGGCUCAGGCUACCGCUGGUGCGGGGGGUCACUCAUCAAUGAGUGGUGGAUCGUCUCAGCAGCUCAUUGCUACAAAACGCCCAGUACCCUGGUGGCUCAUCUCGGGGAGCAUGACACCAGUGCAGACGAGGGCACUGAGCAGCAUAUCCAAGUGGCCAAAGCCAUCCAGUUCCCCCAGUACAGCCAACGCACCAUGAAUAAUGACAUCAUGCUGGUGAAGCUAGCCCAGCCGGCCCGGUUCGGUGCCUACGUGCAGCCAAUCCCCAUCUCCAGCAGCUGCCCUGUGCCAGGGACAGAGUGCCUGGUCUCUGGCUGGGGGAACCUCCUCACAUCUGGGGUUCAGUACCCGGAUGCCCUACAGUGUCUGAAUGUGCCCAUCCUCUCUGACUCUGCCUGCCGUGCCGCCUACCCUGGUCGCAUCACCACGAACAUGUUCUGUGCUGGCUACAUAGAAGGGGGCAAGGACUCUUGUCAGGGAGACUCCGGUGGGCCAGUGGUCUAUAAUGGAGAGUUGACGGGAGUGGUGUCCUGGGGCAUCGGGUGUGCCCAGAAGAAUUACCCUGGCGUCUAUACCACAGUGUGUAACUACGUGUCCUGGAUUGCGGAGGUCAUUGCCAACAAUUGACAUGCGCAACCGCAGAGUAUUUCUCCUGGCAGAGAGGCUGCGUUCAGACCUCCCCGUCCCGCUUUGCCUGCUGUCUGGAUAAAAGUGAUUGAAACCUUCUCAGUAAAACCGGGAGGCUGCCGUGACGCCAAGAAACCCAGUAGGGAAGACACAAGAUGCUUAUGAGAGACGCAUCAAAUGAGGCUAUGAAAUCCCAACUCAUCAAUAAAACUCAGUUCCUA
Trachemys scripta elegans is the source of this 1575-nucleotide messenger RNA. Its product is annotated as trypsin-like. NCBI's taxonomy places the organism in Eukaryota, Metazoa, Chordata, Testudines, Emydidae. The record is from RefSeq and is a predicted model, not a curated record. The transcript is spliced from 5 exons. Bases 602 to 1354 code for a protein of 250 amino acids. Gene Ontology annotation, molecular function: serine-type endopeptidase activity. Gene Ontology annotation, biological process: proteolysis.